ACACCACUGUGGCGAAGAAAUGGUGAAGGGAAACCGUUGUGUAAUGCCUGUGGAUUAUUUCUGAAUUUACACGGAAUUCCUAGACCCGCGGCUCUUAAAUCUACUUUCAUCAAGCGUAGGAACCGCGGAAGGAAUGGCGAGAAACCCGGUGGCAACAAGAAGCCUGCGAAGCCUAAAGUUCCUCUGAAUGAGCCAAUUCAUUCAAAGCCUUUUUAAUUGAAUCACAUGAAGUGUAGAACGCUUUUAUGUACUGAAGCAUUCAUUUUUUCGGAUUGAAGGUAGCUAAGAGACCUGGAUUAGACUUCGAGAGAGUGAUUGAUUAGAAAUUGAUUGAAAAAAACAAAAGGAAGAUUAGGAAGAUACUUAAAUACAUCUUUUAUCUCUUUUUGAUCUUUAAAACUAAAACACUAACCCCCAAAAAAUCACUUUAGAGGCACUCAUCGUUGUCUCAAACGCUUUUCCUUUCAUAUCAUUUGCCUGACUUGCGUCCUAUUUUAUGUGUGUGAAGUAUAAUGUACUAUAUAGCAGCUUAUAGAGCAUCUUGCUAACAUAAGCUGUAGCCAUCCUAUCAUAAAUAGAUACACGAGAUCUUAUAAAUCUAUUUAUCUAUAUACAUAUACCCCAAUUUUUCACAUUUUUGUUUUGAAUUUAUAUAUAUCUUAUAGUUUGGGUUUUAUCCAUAGUAAAUAUACAUUUCAAUGGCUUCAUCUUCCAUUUGUUGAUUGAUUUGUUUUGACUUUUUAUGAAAUUAAGUGAUUGGUGUUGGUAG
This is a messenger RNA of Melampsora larici-populina 98AG31, 769 nucleotides long. RefSeq lists its product as uncharacterized. The annotation marks the transcript as partial. Gene Ontology annotation, biological process: positive regulation of transcription by RNA polymerase II; negative regulation of transcription by RNA polymerase II. The transcript is spliced from 2 exons. Gene Ontology annotation, molecular function: RNA polymerase II cis-regulatory region sequence-specific DNA binding; zinc ion binding; DNA-binding transcription factor activity, RNA polymerase II-specific. The record is from RefSeq and is a predicted model, not a curated record. Lineage: Eukaryota; Fungi; Basidiomycota; Pucciniomycetes; Pucciniales; Melampsoraceae.